CGAAAAUACAUGACCGGAAGUGUUACUAUUGUUCUGGAAGGCAGAACACAGGCGUUAGGAAACGUUACCCAGCAAGUGGCACUUAUUUAUUUUUAACUUAUAUUUCUUGACACACAGUCUUUUAUUUUCCUCGGUAAACUGUCGGUAGAACUUUAACGGUCGAUCGAAACGUCAAAAGCCGCCAUGGCGUCGCCGCUGGAGAUGACAGAGAUGUACGACAACGCUCUGCUGGGAAUCCUGCAGCAUGUUGGAAACAUCCAGGACUUUCUUCAGGUCUACUUCGGGUUUUUGUACCGUAAAACGGACUUUUAUCGCCUCCUGUCGAGUCCCGGCGACAAGAUGGGCUUCCCGCCUGGCGUGGCGGAGAAGAUGGUGCUUAAGACAUUUAAGCUGUUUGAGAAGCUGGCAGAGCACGACAGAGAGAGGCAGCUGAGCGGGAUGCCAAAGAGCGAGGAGAGCAGAUGCGUUCCUCCGGCGGUGCAGGAGCUGGAGGUCGUCACCGAGCCUCAGGAGGAGAGAGAGGAGCAGAGCGCAGAGGCGGCACAGAUGGAGAGCUCCCCCCUGGACGCCGGGCACGUUAAGGCUCCCGACGCCUCGGACGCCACCGGCAGCGGCGGGGCUCCGGGACCGUUAGCCCAGGGAGAGCGGGCAGCUGCCGCCGGCACCAACUCGGCGGAGGAGCAGAGUCAGGAGACUUUCCAGUCUGACCCCGACAGUUACAACGGGGCGGUGAGGGACAACUACAGCUGGUCUCAGGACUACACCGAUGUGGAGGUCCGCGUCUUCGUGCCCAAGACAGUUGUCAAGGGCAGACAGGUCAUUGUUAGUCUGCAGACCGGCAGCGUGCGAGUGUGUGCGAGGGACGGAGCCGAGGAGACAACGCUGAUGGAGGGCGAGUUCACGCACAAGAUCAACACUGAAAACUCUCUGUGGAGCCUGGAACCGGGAAGCUGCGUGGUCCUGUCGCUCAGCAAGACCUCCGAGGUUUGGUGGAACGCGGUGCUGAAAGGAGAGAGGGAGAUUGAUAUAAACCAGAUUAACCGCGAGCGCUCCAUGGCGUCGGUUGACGAGGAGGAGCACGCCGUGUUGGACAGACUCACUUUCGACUACCAUCAGAAGCUGCAGGGCAAACCGCAGAGUCACGAAAUGAAAGUGCAUGAGAUGCUGAAGAAGGGCUGGGACGCUGAAGGCUCACCUUUCAAGGGGCAGCAGUUCGACCCCUCCAUGUUCGACAUCCCACCCAGCGCGGUACAGUUCUGAGGCAAAGCCCCAACUCGGCCGAAUAUGAACUGAAUCCUAGUUUAUUGACAGAACUGGUUGAAAUAAAGUCAACAUUUACCUGCCGGUCUGUUGUGGAGGUUUUCCUUGACCGUAACAGCAGAACUGAGGCUGCCAGUUCGGGUUUGUGGGAAGGGAAUACAGAUUAUGACGAGGACUUGUCAUUCUAUCAAACGUUUAUUUGAUGUUUUGGCAUUAUAAAAUCCGAUGAAUAUGUGCACUUUGUUCACUGGUUUUGCUCUUCAUUUAACAACUCUACACUGCCUAUAUGUUUGUCUUCCCUGUUCGGCGAUUUUGUUCCUAUUUUUCAUUUUUGUUCUCAUACCAAUGCCCCAAACUGUUGAGUAUGUAGUUGUCCCUCAUUGUUAGUUUUGUUUUCAUCUUUGUCAAAGUGUCUGACUGCAGUACAGAAACAGAGCAGAGCCC
Molecule: messenger RNA, 1704 nt
Organism: Xiphias gladius (swordfish)
Lineage: Eukaryota; Metazoa; Chordata; Actinopteri; Istiophoriformes; Xiphiidae
Gene: nudcd3
Product: NudC domain containing 3
Exons: 6
Coding region: 184-1260 (358 amino acids)
Biological process (GO): protein folding
Cellular component (GO): cytoplasm
Source: RefSeq, a predicted model, not a curated record